Messenger RNA from Racocetra fulgida, 136 nucleotides. The record is from the annotation of a GenBank genome assembly. NCBI's taxonomy places the organism in Eukaryota, Fungi, Glomeromycota, Glomeromycetes, Diversisporales, Gigasporaceae.
AUGUUUAAAACUUUAAAUAAUGAAUAUAAUUCACCUUUUUAUUCUAUACUUUCUGAACAAAUUUUUGAUGAAGAAGUGGUUAAAGUUAAACCAGUAAUCAAUAAGGAAUUAGAAUCUGAAUCUAAUCCAACAUUAA